AUGGACGCCAUUUCCACCCAUCAACGUCACUCACCCCAGGCGGUACCUAAGCCUCUCAAACAGAGAAAGUUUAGAUCUUCCUGUGAUGCAUGCAGUGGAUCUAAAGUCAAAUGCAAUCAAGGAAAACCACGAUGCGUUCGAUGCAUCAAUCUAGGGCUUGCCUGUAACUACAGCCCUUCUCGGAGAAUGGGAAAGCCACCAGCCUCGUCUCGAAGACUCAUCAACACAUCAAGUCCUUGUCGACCAGCAGAUACAUCUUUACAAAGAUCUGAGAUCAAGGAGGGACAAUUGUUUCUGCCACCGUGCACGCCAGAGCCACACAUACGUAUCCCAGGUGUUGGUCAAGGCCAGCAUUUUCCCAGGUUCCCGAUGAUAGACGACACAGACCUUGCGGGAUUCGAUUGGCGAGACACAAUAUAUCCGCCAUCGACGUCAACUUUCAACACUCCAAUAACAAUCAGCACCCCUCUCAAAAGCUUGAAUCUCGCAAAUCCAUCUUACGACUUCGCAACGAGUCCAGAGCUCCCACGGCUGCAAAAUAGCAGGCCCUUCAUCUUUAGCGAUGACAACAGUACCACGGAAGCGAGUGAAGCUCAAAGCUACAACACCUUCGAACACUUUACAGGCAGCUCCUCUCCACCGCCGAAACAGGAACCAUUGCCACCGCCAAGCAUAUGCACACCAAAGCUUCCCGCGCAGUAUUUCGAAGUCGGCCCCCAACCAGUAUCUCAGCGAAGCGAUUUCCCCAUCGAUCAACUACUCGCGGAGAACAAGGCGCAGCUCCAGAACGCCUUCAACCUGCUGUCACACUCCUGCCCCGACACCCCCCACUACGCCCUCACCAUCGCCCUGACCUGCGUCAGGAAUCUCGCGCACUGCGAAGCUGUCCUCCAGGCGCCGCAGCCAUCUCGCUACGCGGAGAAGACCCGGAUCCAGAUCGUCGUCAACGAGCUGCGCAAAGUCAAGGGCUUGGUGGACAGGUAUGCCAACAAGUACUGCUGCCACCACCCUGGGAGGAAGGGCGACGGCCACGAUGGUGGGAUCUACGGCGCGCUGGAAGUCUUUCUCAGAUCGGAGUUGGCGAUGGCGAUGCAAGACCUGCUCAUGAGAGUUCAGUCUUAG
Molecule: messenger RNA, 1122 nt
Organism: Drepanopeziza brunnea f. sp. 'multigermtubi' MB_m1
Lineage: Eukaryota; Fungi; Ascomycota; Leotiomycetes; Helotiales; Drepanopezizaceae
Biological process (GO): aflatoxin biosynthetic process; regulation of DNA-templated transcription
Cellular component (GO): nucleus
Molecular function (GO): DNA binding
Source: RefSeq, a predicted model, not a curated record